Rhizophagus irregularis DAOM 181602=DAOM 197198 is the source of this 1059-nucleotide messenger RNA. RefSeq lists its product as uncharacterized. The record is from RefSeq and is a predicted model, not a curated record. NCBI's taxonomy places the organism in Eukaryota, Fungi, Glomeromycota, Glomeromycetes, Glomerales, Glomeraceae.
AUGACGUACACUUCAAGUCCCACUGUGCCCGAUAAGAACAAAUUACAAAAUAGUAUAGUUUCCGAUAUGAACGAACUACAAGUUUACACUGUGCCUGAUUUGAACGAAUUACAAAUUAAUAUAGUUCAAUCUAUUGAACAUUUUUCUGAAAUUAGUAAGAUUAAAGUUAAGGAUAAUAAUUUUAUUCAGAAAAAAAUUAGUCAAAUUUCUCUUCAAAGAGUGGAAUUUCGAAACUUUGCUGAAGAAUCUAUAACUCAUAAUCUAAAACUAUGCACUCAUGCUGACGAUUUAAUUGUAUUUGCUGAAUGUUGUGAAGAUGUUAGUAUUAGUGACGAAGAUCUGUUGAAAUUAUUAAAACCUUUAUUGAAUGAUUCUAAGCUAUAUAAAUCCAAAGCUACAUUAUUAAAAAAUCACCUUAGAAGAAUUAAAAUUUCUUUAGAUGGAAUUGCUACCGAAAUUUUCAAAUAUGAUGAGGAAAUUACCAAGAAACGGGAAGUUUUACCCGAUAAAAUUGAAAAGGCAGAUAAAGUAACGAAUGAUGCAUGGUCAUGUGCGAAAAAUGGUGCCAUGGCAGCCGGUAUUGGGAGUAUUGCUGCAGUUUUAGCAGCUCCGUUCACAGGAGGAGCAUCCAUUGUUGCAGCGGUUGCAGAGUCUGUUGUUGGGCUUGGCAGUUUGGCCAUUCUCGGGGGUACGGCUGCAGCUACAACUUCUACUGCAGUUGCUGGAAGUUCAUUUGUUGUCAGUGGCAUUCUAAAUUAUCAAUUAGAAGGCGCUAGAGAACAAUUCUCACAAUAUUUACGAGAGAUGCAAGAUGGUCUUUCUAAUAUUAAUGAUAUUAUCUCUGCUUGUGAAUUUCAUUGGGAAAAACAAAUUAUCGAGAUUGAAGCAAUUAUUAAAAGGUUGGAAUGUAACGAAAAACAAAAUGAACGAAUAGUAAAACCUAUCGCUAUGAAUAUUUCGGCUAAAGCAAAAAAAAUUCUUGCAAGUUCUGAAAGUUACAGCGCUAAUAUGCGACAAGCUCUGAAUAGAGAUUCGAUUCUAGCAGUAAGAAUUUUAUAA